Schizosaccharomyces cryophilus OY26 is the source of this 798-nucleotide messenger RNA. Its product is annotated as U1 snRNP-associated protein Usp101. Gene Ontology annotation, cellular component: precatalytic spliceosome; U1 snRNP; U2-type prespliceosome. NCBI's taxonomy places the organism in Eukaryota, Fungi, Ascomycota, Schizosaccharomycetes, Schizosaccharomycetales, Schizosaccharomycetaceae. The record is from RefSeq and is a predicted model, not a curated record. Gene Ontology annotation, biological process: mRNA splicing, via spliceosome. Bases 1 to 798 code for a protein of 265 amino acids. The transcript has a single exon. Gene Ontology annotation, molecular function: U1 snRNA binding; mRNA binding.
AUGACCGAAAAGUUACCAUCAACGGUAUUGGCAUUGUUUGCUCCUAGGCCUCCUUUAAGGUACUUACCGCCUUCAGAUGCUGCGCCAGAAAAACGGUCUACUCCUCACCUUUCUGGAGUAGCAAAAUAUUUACAAUUAGCAAAAUCAUACAAUGAUAAUUAUCAGCCUACGGAAACUCUUGAAGAGAGAAGAGUUCGUCGUAAAGAAGAAAAGAAAUUAGAACAACGUGAGAAAUUACGGUCCAUGAUACGACAAUGGAAACCUGAUGAUGACCGACAUGUUAUUGGUGAUCCUUAUAAAACUAUGUUUUUAGGAAGAUUAAACUAUGAUACCAGGGAAGGAGACAUUGAAAAAGAAUUUAUACAUUAUGGUCCAAUUGAGAGAAUUCGCGUCGUCAGAGACAAAGCCACUGGUAAGUCAAGGGGGUAUGCCUUUGUAGUAUUUGAACGAGAACGUGACCUGAAGGCUGCUUAUCGCGCUGCUGAGGGGUUAAUAUUACAAGGAAGAAGGAUUGUCGUUGAUGUUGAACGUGGUCGGACUGUGAAAGGUUGGUUGCCUCGAAAAUUAGGCGGUGGUUUAGGCGGUAGACAUUAUACUAAAGAGCGUCCCCCUCGUGAACGGAGCUCAAGAUAUAGAGGGGAUACUGGUUUUCGUGGUGGCUAUCGUGGUUUUCGCGGUGGUCCUCCUCCCGGGGGCUCCUCGUUGUCUUCGAGAAUGUCAGGAUCUCGUUCUUCUCGUACAGCAGGUUUGGGUUAUGACAGGCGUGAUUCUUUUCCAAAGCGCAGGAGGUACCAAUAA